AGUGAAAGUGACGGCGAUUCGCAUCCACUGUACUUUUUUUUUUCGAGUGCAAUAAACUUUAUUGCUAUGAACAAAAUUGAUUACCUGCCGUUACUGUUGAUAGAGUCAAUAUUCUCCGUGGCAACCAAACAACUUUGCUGAGAUGGUGAGGUAGCAGAGAGCACUUGGAGACCAGCCGUACCACAAUGGGGACAGCCUCAUCCCUGGUGAGCCCUGGAGAGGUGAUUGAGGAUACUUAUGGUGGUGGAGGGGGAGAAGCUUGUGAGAUUCCUGUAGAAGUGAAGCCCAAGGCACGUCUUCUCCGCAGUUCUUUCAGACGUGGUCCUAGGGUUAUUGGAGCUAGCUUUAAAUCCACUGCAUCAGUGGACCUGGAAUAUGCUGCCGAAUAUGAACGGCUGAAGAAGGAGUAUGAGAUAUUCCGUGUUAGCAAGAAUAAUGAGAUUGCUUCCAUGCAGAAGAAAGAGGUGAAGCUGGACGAGGAGAAUAAGCGGCUGAGAGCAGAGUUACAGGCUCUUCAGAAGACUUACCAGAAGAACCUGAGAGAGAAGGAGAGUGCGGUUGAAGCCAAGUACCAGGCUGUGGAGAGAGCUGCUACCUUUGAACAUGACAGAGAUAAGGUGAAAAGACAGUUUAAGAUCUUUAGGGAAACAAAAGAAAAAGAAAUCCAAGAUUUACUCAGAGCCAAAAGAGACCUUGAGGCCAAGUUUCAAAGAUUACAAGCCCAGGGGAUACAAGUGUUUGAUCCUGGUGAAUCUGAUUCUGAUGACAAUGACACAGAAGUGACAGUCCCAGGAACGCAGUGUGACUACUGGACCAGUGGAGCCUUGGGCAGCGAACCCUCCAUGGGCAGUAUGAUGCAGCUGCAGCAGUCCUUCCGGGGCCCAGAGUUUGCUCACAGUUCUAUUGAUGUUGAAGGACCAUUUGCAAAUGUAAAUAGAGAUGACUGGGAUGCAGCAGUGGCCAGCUUGUUACAGGUCACACCUCUCUUCUCACAGUCUUUGUGGAGCAACACUGUGCGUUGUUAUCUAAUAAGCACUAAGGACACCCAGACGGAAGUGGAUGUGUUCCUGAGGGAGUAUUCACCAAAGCUUCAGAGGAUGUGUGAAACAUUGGGCUACUUUUUUCAAGUGGUAUAUUUUCCUGAGGAAUGUGAAAACACUUAUGCUGCUGUGCGAAAGUGGGAAAUUGAGAAAAGUUCCUUAGUGAUAUUACUUAUGUCUUCCUCCUUCAGUAGCAUACAAUGCAGCUUACUCUGGGAAGACUGUAAAGAAGCAUUUCUGAAAAAUACAGAGGCCAAGCCGAGAAUUGUUUAUCACAGAAUAGAUGAUGGUGGAAGAAGCCCUGAUUGUAUCCAGCAGCUAAUGGAGGAGGACCCUAAUAAAGCAAAUAAAACUAAGAUCAUUGAGCACAAUGGAGAGCCUGAGGAAGGAGCAUAUACAACCUACUGUCAUGUAGAGCAAGUAAUAAAGCAGGAUUUGUUGGGUGUUGAGAUCUCUGACCCAGAUGUCAAAGAUGAUCCAGCAAUUCAAGAAGAUGAUGAUUUUGGGGAUGUUUUAUGGGAUGCUCAUGAUGAGCAAGAGCAAAUGGAGGCUUUUCAGCAUGCAUCUCAGUCUACAUGUGAGCUGGGUUUUGAGAAAUACUAUGAUCGCUUGAAUGAUUUAGUAGCUGCUCCAGCACCCAUUCCACCACUACUUAUAUCAGGAGGACCCGGUUCUGGAAAAUCUCUUCUCCUUUCAAAGUGGAUCCAACUUCAGCAGAAACAUUCACCAAACACUCUUAUGUUGUAUCACUUUGUUGGCAAGCCAAUGUCAACCAGCUCCGAGCCGGCUUUGAUCAUAAAGAGACUGACUCUCAAGCUUAUGCAACAUUCUUGGUCUGUGUCAUCGUUUUCCAUGGAUCCGGGAAAGUUCUUGGAAGAAUUUCCUCACUGGCUUGAAAAGCUUUCCAGUCGCUAUCAAGGCAACAUCAUUAUUAUUAUUGACUCGAUUGAUCAAAUAGAGCAAUCUGAAAAGCACAUGAAAUGGCUGAUCGAUCCCUUACCAGUAAAUGUUCGUGUCAUUGUUUCUGUGAAUGUUGAAACAUGUCCACAAGCAUGGAGAUUGUGGCCAACUCUCCAUUUAGAUCCACUGAACCCAAAGGAUGUGAAGUCUCUUAUAAAUGUUGAAUGCAGUGCAACCAGUAUUUUAUUAACCAAAGAACAGGAGAGAAAAUUGGAAAGACAUUGCCGAUCUGCUACAACCUGCAAUCCUCUGUAUGUAACUUUGUUAGCUAAAAUACUGAUCUGGGCUGCGAACAUGGGGGAUGUUACAGAUGUCUUGCAGCUUUGUCUACAAUGCCAGGAUACGGUUUCAUUGUAUCGACUUGCACUUCAUACAGUGCAGGAAUUUCUACCCUCUGCAAAAGAUAAGGAACUCAUGAGAGAGAUUCUCUGUCUGAUCAGCAUAAGCCACAAUGGAGUGAGUGAAUGUGAACUGAUGGAGCUCUGCAUUGGGCUGACAUGGCCAAUAUUGACAUUUUUGGUGUAUCAUCUUCAUAAGGUGGUUGUACUUAGAUAUAGCUGUGGACUACUUCAGUUUCAACAUCUCCAGGCAUGGGAAGCUGUAAGACUGGAGUAUAUGCAAGGAGGGCACAAUAUUGUGUCUGAGUACAGGGAGAAAAUCAUACAAUACUUCACCACUCAGUUAAGUCGAGAGAGAGUGACAUGGAGGAGUGCAGAUGAGCUCACAUGGCUUUUCCAGCAACAAGGGGAGAAGCAGAUGCUCCACCGAUGUCUUAUGAACCUGUUUGUAUCACAGAAUCUUUACAAAAGGGGACAUUUUGCUGAAUUGCUUAAUUAUUGGCAACUUGUUGGAAAAGACAAGAACUCAAUGGCUACAGAAUACUUUGAUGCUCUAAAGCAAUAUGAAAAAAGCUGUGAAGGAGAGGAGAGCAUGACCUGUUUGGCAGACCUGUAUGAAACACUUGGGCGUUUUCUCAAAGACUUAGGGCUUCUCAGUCAGGCUGUGACACCUCUGCAGCGUUCACUGGAGAUCAGAGAGACUGCCCUAGAUCCGGAUCACCCCAGCGUGGCACAGUCUCUGCACCAGCUGGCAGGAGUCUAUUUACAAUCCAAGAAAUUUGGAAAUGCUGAACAGCUGUAUAAACAAGCUCUAGAAAUAAGUGAAAAUGCCUAUGGUAGUGAACAUCUGAGAGUAGCCUGGGAGCUUGAUGCAUUGGCUGUGCUGUACCAGAAGCAAAACAAAUAUGAACAAUCUGAACAACUGAGGAAAAGAUCAUUCAAAAUUCGACAGAAAGCUGCAAGAAAGAAAGGGAGUGUGUAUGGGUUUGCUCUAUUAAGGCGUCGCGCACUUCAGCUGGAGGAACUGACACUGGGCAAAGACACUUCAGAUAAUGCGAGAACCCUGAACGAACUGGGAGUUUUGUAUUACUUGCAGAACAACCUAGAAGCAGCAGAAAUGUUUCUUAAGCGAUCAUUGGAAAUGAGGGAACGCGUGCUUGGUCCAGAACAUCCUGACUGUGCCCAGUCUUUAAACAAUCUAGCUGCACUAUACAAUGAGAAAAAGCAGUAUGAUAAAGCGGAGGAACUAUACGAGCGAGCAUUAGACAUCAGGCAGAGGGCUCUGUCUCCAGACCACCCAUCACUGGCCUACACUCUGAAGCAUCUUGCUGUGCUCUACAAAAGAAAAGGAAAGCUUGAUAAGGCGUCGCCUCUUUAUGAACUGGCUGUGGAAAUCCGUCAGAAGUCAUUUGGCCCAAAACACCCCAGUGUUGCAACUGCCUUGGUAAAUCUUGCUGUAUUAUACUGUCAAAUGAAAAAACAAGUGGAAGCCUUACCUCUAUAUGAGCGUGCCAUGAAGAUUUAUGAAGAUAGUCUUGGUCGGAUGCACCCAAGGGUAGGAGAAACCCUGAAAAACCUUGCCUUAUUAAGGUAUGAAGAAGGGGAUUUUGAGAAAGCAGCAGAGCUUUAUAAAAGAGCAAUGGAAAUCAAAGAAGCAGACACCUCUGUAGUAGGCACGAAGGCUCCCUCUGGCCAUUCUUCUAGCGGAGGCGACACAUACAGUCUCAGGAACACUUUACCAAGAUUAAGUACAGAGGAUGAACAGAUGAUAACUCCUUUUUAGUUCCAAUUCAGAAGAGCCAAGAACUAUUAUAACAAUGCGUUACACUAGGACACACAGGAAUGAUGAACCUUGACCUCAG
Messenger RNA from Hyla sarda, 4200 nucleotides. RefSeq names its product nephrocystin 3 (gene NPHP3). Gene Ontology annotation, biological process: determination of left/right symmetry; convergent extension; kidney development. The transcript has 29 exons. Lineage: Eukaryota; Metazoa; Chordata; Amphibia; Anura; Hylidae. Gene Ontology annotation, molecular function: protein binding. The record is from RefSeq and is a predicted model, not a curated record. Bases 186 to 4121 code for a protein of 1311 amino acids.